UCUUAAAAAACAUAAAGGCCUCCACUUCCCCAUUCUCAGAGACUGAGCGUGCUAUUCACCACCACGCGCCUCCACUCACCACCGCAGCGCUUCCAGGGAAAAAAAAAAAAACACAAACACAAAGCAGCGCCUAUGAAAAAAAAAAGACCCCCUCCCCCCCUUUUCUCAUUUCUUUCUUUAACAUGCACCGACUCCUUUUCACCAUGCCCUCUCCCUCUUCCUCCUCAAAACCCAUCAAAUUCUCUUCUUCUUCAUCAUCAAACCCUAACCCUAAUUCAACUUCCUGUUCUUCUUCUUCUUCUUCUUCUUCUUCCCUGCUCUGUAAACACUCUCCAUCAGCCACACUUGACAUUCUAAUUCUGAUUCUGGUUCUCUUUGCAGGGAUUUUCCUCUUAACUUCUUACUUUUCUUAUAUAUUUCGCUCUCUUUCCAUCCUCCUCUCUCACUCUUCCCUCCACCUUUCCAUCCAUGUCCCUCCCGUUCCCUACAUUUGUGGCUUCUUGGCGCUGUUCCUCCUUUCUAUUCUUUUUGUUGAGUUCUGCUGCGGUCCGAGAUCUCGCAAGUGCGAGAAGCCUGGAUGCAAGGGAUUGAAGAAGGCGAUGGAGUUCGAUUUACAGUUGCAAACGGAGGAUUGUCUGAAAUCCAGUGGAGCUAAGGAGUUCGAUAAGUUGCCAUGGAAAGGAGGGAGUGAAGGGAAUCCUGAUUAUGAAUGUCUUCGAGCUGAAUUGCGGAAGAUGGCUCCGCCUAAUGGGAGAGCUGUUUUGCUUUUCCGAGCAAGGUGUGGAUGUCCCGUCGCUAAAUUGGAGGGUUGGGGUCCAAAAAAGGGUAGGCGCCAUAAAAAGGCUUUGGCUAAUGUAGCUGUUAAUGGAGGAGGAGAUCAUCGCUGAUUGUUUGUGAUGGUUUCGUUGUCAAGGACCCCUUUAUAUGUUUCUCCUCUUUAGGAUCUUGUUCAGCUUCCAGAUUUUGACUUUUUUUUUAUUAUUAUUUUCUAGAAGAUUACACUCUUCAUCAGGACAAAUUUUCUAAUCCCAUGAUCUGCCAGUGGGUUUCCUUCAAUAUAUCUGUAUCUGCAUUUCCUUGGGAGAUUGUUCUUGUUUCUGAAAAGAUAUACCAAACUCAAUAGUGACUCGCAUUUCUGGAAGAAUAUACAAGUUCAAUGGAAAUAAAUAUAUAUUCCAAUUGCUAA
Messenger RNA from Hevea brasiliensis (rubber tree), 1186 nucleotides. RefSeq lists its product as uncharacterized. Bases 183 to 887 code for a protein of 234 amino acids. The transcript is spliced from 2 exons. The record is from RefSeq and is a predicted model, not a curated record. Lineage: Eukaryota; Viridiplantae; Streptophyta; Magnoliopsida; Malpighiales; Euphorbiaceae.